AUGAUGAUGAUGCAGAGCGGAAGCAAGUUUGAGCAAUUUCGGCGGCUAUUGCUGAUUUGCAUUACAGCAUCUGCCAUCUUUAGCCUUGAUUGCAAUGCAAGUGAGUUAUCAGAGGUAUCAGAUGAUGGAAAUAUGUUGAAUGUUACAAUUGUUUAUCGUCGUGCAUUGUUGCAGAGUAUUGGAGACAAAGACGCUGUAAAGGAGCCGGUGGAUGGAAUAUCAUUGCACAAAUGGUUACCAUUGCUUUUAGGCCUUGCUUUUUUCGUUGUGUUUGCAUAUUUUGUGAACAGAAAAGCUGUUCAAUCAGCGAAAGAUAAGGAGGUUUUGAAGAUCCUGGCACAAUCCCCGGCCCCUCCAAAUUUUCCUCCUAUGAAAGAUGUGGCAGAAGUGCAGCCAGCUGAAGUAAAACAGCCUGAGCUUUUUUUCUUCGUUGAGGAAAAAGAAAGGUUUCAAAUGUCUGACCUUCUUGAAGCACAAGCUGAUUUGCAAGGCCAUGGGCUUUGUAGUAGCCUUUACAAGGUGAAGCUCAAGAACAACAAUACCAUUUUUGCUGUCAAGAGAUUGAAACAGUCACCUCUCUCAAUCGACGAAUACUCCACCUUUAUGAAAAAAAUAGGGGAGCUGCAACAUCAAAAUCUUCUUCCUCUUGUUGCUUAUGGUUUCACAAAUGAGACGAAACUUCUCAUCUACAGGUUUCAACCUCAAGGAAGCCUUCUUUCGCAGCUAGAAAAAUACAUUGAAGGAAAGAGGGAUUUCCCAUGGGCAACCAGGCUCUGUAUAGCCGUUGGUAUAGCGCGGGGCUUGGACUACAUUUACCAAAUGUGUGAAGGUGAAAAAGUAAUUCCACAUGGUAACAUCAAACUCUCCAACAUUUUGCUCAAUGAAGAUGAUACACCACUAAUAAGCGAAUAUGGUUGCUCCAAACUUGUUGACCCCAAGAAAGCAUGCCUCUUCAAUGUCCACGGCUAUGCAGCACCGGAGAAAGUUUUAUCAGAGCAAAGCGAUGUAUUCAGCUUUGGGGUCAUUCUGCUAGAACUACUCACCGGAAAAAUAGUUGAAAAAAGCGGACUAGACCUGCCAAAAUGGGUACGGGGCAUGGUAAGGGAAGAAUGGACAGGGGAGGCCAAGCAUAGCCGAGGUCCUUGA
Messenger RNA from Daucus carota subsp. sativus, 1146 nucleotides. Its product is annotated as leucine-rich repeat receptor-like protein kinase PXC1. The record is from RefSeq and is a predicted model, not a curated record. Gene Ontology annotation, molecular function: protein kinase activity; ATP binding. The transcript has 3 exons. NCBI's taxonomy places the organism in Eukaryota, Viridiplantae, Streptophyta, Magnoliopsida, Apiales, Apiaceae. Bases 1 to 1146 code for a protein of 381 amino acids. Gene Ontology annotation, biological process: protein phosphorylation.